AACACAACGACAAUCUCUAUUUCAUCUUUAUCGAUGUCUUUUUUUCUGAUUAAUGGGGUCUGCAAGGGAUUAACAAAGUAGGGCGAUGACCGGCGCGGGACGAGAAACGGCGCAACGAAGAGUCUGGCGGAGUUCGACAUUUUGAUGGCGGCAAGUGCUUCCGAUGCGUUACCCGUCUGUGACUGACGAUUCGGCGGGAUUGACGAAGUGAGGGUGUCAUAUAGUACGUGGCUGUACUUCGCUCGUUUCCUCAGGUCGGUCUCUCGCCUGCAUCAGGAUGUCGCGGUACAGUCCUGGUCCCACACCGAUCCCAGAUCCGGUUCGCCACCCCUCUGAUCUAUACGCCUUUGACCCGCGUGCCCAAGCACGGACGCUCACGCCGUCCACCCACCCGUCGACGCCAAGCACACUCCCCUUCACCCCCUUCUCCGACGCCUUCCCGGACCAGAGCCAGAGCCAAAGCCAGCCACUCGCUCACGCUUCGUCCUCGCAGUUUCGCAUCCGACGCGUACCCGUACCCGAUGCCGACGACACCAACAUCGACUCGGGCUACUACGACGUCGGCCGGCCAACCCCGCAGAGUCGCUCCGCCCGAUCGCUGCCAAUGCGUCCGGAGGAGGUCACGGAUGUGGUCGAAGAUGAGCUCGAACCAGAGCCGGUGAUACCCACGGUAGCAGAUCGGAGACAAGCGGGUCCUUCGUCUGCGCACGGUGGUCUGCUUACCAGAUUGCGCAAGCUUGCGCUGGGCGGGACGAAAAAGCGCGACCGUGUAGCAGCGCCGUUCACGAUGCCCGAGCCCGGGCAUCCGAUACCUAUAUCCCCACAGGAGAACGCACGCAUCAGCCCCUCCAUGUUCGCAACUACCCCUGCGCCCGAUUAUCCAUACCUUGGAGGCCAGCCAUACGACUCCCUCGUACUCGACGCCAUUGAUGCUGACCUUCCCCGCUCAUCCCAACAUCACCACUCAGAAGACGAGUACGAACCGGAGUACGCAGAGCUAGAAGGCACCACUCUCGCUCACGGCGCCACUACUCUCGGACACGACGGCACCACCACUCUCGGACAUGACGGCACCACCACGCUCGUGCACGACGCCACGACCCUUCUUCCCCGACGCCCUGCCCGCUAUCCAUACAGGCUCACGCCUACUACCUCUCCGGGCCUCUCACUCCCCUCUCUUCCGCGCACCGACGACCCCGCCCCCCAAAAUCCUGUAGAAAAAGCCGAAUCUUUCCUCAGAGACGUCUGGGCCCUGCCAUGGGGCUGGGCAUCCGACGACCCCGUCUCGGCCGACUACAUUCCCGCACGCUCCUCCCGCGCCAAGCUGCGCUGGCAGCACGCGACCGGUGAAGACUCGUGGUACCCGCGUCGGCAGCGUCAACUUGCGCUCACGCGCAUGCUCGGGCUCGGCAAACGCGAGAUCUCGGCCCCGGUGCUGCGGGAAGACCUGUACUACGACCCGCUCGACGAGAAGGAUCGGGAGCCGCUGAUGUCCAUGUCGUUCGCAGAGGGCCAGAGCCGCGCGGGCGAUGCGACGCCGCGACUUUACGGCGGCGCGCCGUCCGUCGACCAUAGAAGCACGAGCGCUGGCACGCCUAGACGGAGUCGGAGCACCAGCGCGCCGAUGUACGACGAUGGACCCGCCACGCUUACGCGCUCUCGCAGCAGUGUUCGUGACCGAACAGGCUCUCGUAGUGCGUACACUGCAACCGCCAGCCCGGCGAGCGCCGCGAGCGCGCUCACGGACCGCACGAUCCCUACGCUUUCGCACUCGCGCGCCGCGCCGCGCUCCCACCACUCGCGCUCCGCGUCGUAUGCGAGCCCGCAUUCCGCCGUCGGCUCCGCCUACGUCCCGAGCCACCUACUCGAGCCGACGGUCCGCAGCCACUCGUCGACGUACGUCCCCAGCCACAGGCUCGCGCCGACCCAGUCGCCCACCCCUUCGUCUACCUCGUCUCUUACCGCGUCCACCACGACGCCGAGGCCGGAGAAGCGCUCACCCUCGCACGCAAGGUCGCAAUCACAAUCACACUCGCACUCGCACUCGAACCACGACCGGAGCUUAUAUCGCUCCGUAUCGGGCUUCACAGCCGGCACCGAGACGCGCCUCGACACGCCCUCCAGCGUGCGCGCCUACCUGCGCGACGAAGUGGAUGAGAGCGCCUUCUCGAGCCCUCGGACGGAUCGGACGAUACCGACAGUAUCCGCGAUAUUGAGUGCUGCUGCACUAAGUCUUGUCACCGGUGCAUCGUAUCAGAAAGUUUUCAUGGUCUUACAGAAACCGGUCCAUCGCCACCGGUAUGCAGGCCCGAUAUCUUUGAAAGCAGCGGGAACUUCCUACUGGGGAAGGAUGCAUGCUCGCACCUCCUGCCCAUACCAAUCCAAGGCUCGCACGAACAUCGACUCAAGGCUGUCCAUGUGUAGUUUCCCUCUCGUGAUGGAUGCACAGGUCUCGUGCGCUUUUGCUAGGCCCCUUGUCAUCCAGCCUCUCGGUCUUAAACGCUCCCGUGAGGCGGGAUGGUCAUCGCCGGUUCUCGGCAAGCAUGUAGCACUAGAACGUUCUUAUUGA
Punctularia strigosozonata HHB-11173 SS5 is the source of this 2569-nucleotide messenger RNA. RefSeq lists its product as uncharacterized. The transcript is spliced from 4 exons. The record is from RefSeq and is a predicted model, not a curated record. The coding region runs from base 278 to 2569 and encodes 763 amino acids. NCBI's taxonomy places the organism in Eukaryota, Fungi, Basidiomycota, Agaricomycetes, Corticiales, Punctulariaceae.